Drosophila nasuta is the source of this 593-nucleotide messenger RNA. RefSeq names its product vacuolar ATPase assembly integral membrane protein VMA21 homolog. The transcript has 2 exons. NCBI's taxonomy places the organism in Eukaryota, Metazoa, Arthropoda, Insecta, Diptera, Drosophilidae. The record is from RefSeq and is a predicted model, not a curated record. The coding region runs from base 116 to 439 and encodes 107 amino acids. Gene Ontology annotation, biological process: vacuolar proton-transporting V-type ATPase complex assembly.
CUAUCAUGUGAUUGGCACGAAAAAGGGAAUCAGAAAAACAGAGAUUAUUGUGAUUCUUUAUAGAAAACAUUUCUGUUUCAAUUGAAUUGAAAUUUUAUAAUUAUUCAAUUACAACAUGAGCAACAAAACGAAAAAGGGCAAUGGUAACGACGGUGGUCAAACCAAAGUGUCCAAACAACGUUCACAGGACUCGCAGGACUAUAGUUCCUUCAAAGUUGUCCUGUUCUACUGCUCGCUGAUAGUAUUCCUUCCGGUUGUGACGUUCUUUGCGUUGAAGGGAUUUGUGCUGGAGCAAUUCUUUACCAUGUCGGAUGUGAAAGUGAACAUUGCAGCAGCUGUGGGCGCGGUUGGCGCAUUGCAUGUUGCAUUGGGUCUCUACAUAUAUCGGGCAUACUUUGGUGGAUCGGAUUCAAAGGCGUCGCAGUCCAAACAGGAUUAACCAACACAGGGAGUAGCAGAUGCAGGGGCAACUGCAACAGCGACUGUUAAAUAUGUAACAAUUCCAUUUCCAACUGCAACGUUUAUGUUUUUGCUUCGUUUAUUUGUUCUAAGCUUAGUGACUGUAGCGUUAAGUAAACUAAUAAUUACAACUA